GUGGUUAUUGCCACAAACAUUGCUGAAACGUCUCUUACUAUUGAUGGCAUCUACUAUGUUGUGGAUCCUGGUUUUGUGAAGCAGAAAGUGUACAACUCCAAGACAGGAAUUGACCAGCUGGUUGUGACACCCAUUUCACAGGCGCAGGCCAAGCAGCGAGCGGGAAGAGCUGGAAGGACAGGCCCAGGGAAGUGCUACCGACUCUACACAGAGCGUGCCUACCGUGAUGAGAUGCUGACCACCAAUGUCCCCGAGAUCCAGCGGACCAACUUGGCUAGCACUGUGCUGUCGCUCAAGGACAAGCAAGCUCUUGCUGACCAGAAGAAAGCCAAGUUCCACCAGACUGAAGGGGACCACCUCACACUUCUGGCUGUCUAUAACUCCUGGAAGAACAACAAGUUCUCCAACCCCUGGUGCUACGAGAACUUCAUCCAGGCCCGCUCACUGCGCCGGGCACAGGAUAUUCGCAAACAAAUGCUGGGCAUCAUGGACAGGCACAAGUUGGACGUGGUAUCUUGUGGGAAAGCGACCGUGCGAGUUCAGAAGGCCAUCUGCAGUGGCUUCUUCCGGAAUGCUGCCAAGAAAGAUCCCCAGGAGGGCUAUCGGACGUUGAUUGACCAGCAGGUGGUCUAUAUCCACCCUUCAAGUGCCCUCUUCAACCGCCAGCCUGAAUGGGUUGUGUACCAUGAGCUGGUGCUCACAACCAAGGAGUACAUGCGGGAGGUCACCACCAUAGAUCCCCGCUGGCUGGUGGAGUUUGCGCCAGCGUUCUUCAAGGUUUCUGACCCCACGAAGCUGAGCAAGCAGAAGAAGCAGCAGCGUCUCGAGCCACUGUACAACCGCUAUGAGGAGCCCAAUGCGUGGAGGAUAUCACGGGCAUUCAGGCGCCGAUGAGCCCUCUUCCUGGCAUUGCCAAGAACUAUUCGCCGUAUCAAGCUAACCCAGCCAGCAAGCAUUCGUUUGCAGUUGGAAUGACAGGAGGUGAAGAGAAGCAGCUCACUGCCAGCAUCUGAGUUGCUGCCGUGGCUGAUUCAGAGACACUUCCGUUUGGAAAGCAACAUUCUAUACCUCUGUUUCCACCCUGUCUGAUGAGCAACAGGCGCUGUGUAACUUUGGGCCUCCUUGGUUAGGGAAGGCCUGAUGGAAUUCCAGCUUCCAAAGAAGUCACUGAGAAGGAGCACCUGCUUUCUGUCUUGUGAUUUUUGCCGGGAACUCUGCCAUCUUCUUUCCCCACAUCCAGGCUGGCAGUGCUGUCAGAGGCCUGUGAUUAGGGAGAAAUUGGGAAGGCUGCCCAUGGGGCAGGGGGAGGGACCAGUCUGGGGGGGCGGCAGGUGGUCUGUGUCUGUGGCCGAGAGGCUUUACUAACUUUGGGGAAACUUUCCUCUGCACUUACCAUAAAGUUGUUCUUACUUCCUGUUUUUGAUCGA
This is a messenger RNA of Gekko japonicus, 1427 nucleotides long. RefSeq names its product ATP-dependent RNA helicase DHX8-like. Gene Ontology annotation, cellular component: intracellular anatomical structure; catalytic step 2 spliceosome. The record is from RefSeq and is a predicted model, not a curated record. Gene Ontology annotation, molecular function: RNA binding. Lineage: Eukaryota; Metazoa; Chordata; Lepidosauria; Squamata; Gekkonidae. The annotation marks the transcript as partial. The transcript has 5 exons. Gene Ontology annotation, biological process: spliceosomal complex disassembly.